UCCCCCCCCACCUCACCGGCUGCCUAUCCAACAACAUGGAGACGUUCAACUGCAGAUGGAGUGUCGGAAGUUUCCAGAACCUCUCAGAACCAGGAGAUCUGCGUCUGUUCUACUACAACAGAAAGCCCCUCACAGCCCCUCAGGAAAACUGGAGUGAAUGUCCGCAGUACAGCAUGGAGAGGCCAAACGAGUGCUUCUUCGAUCAGAACCACACCACCAUCUGGACCACUUACACCAUUCAGCUUCGUUCCAGGGACCAGGACGUCCUCUACGACGAGACUCCCGUCGAGGUUUCAGUCAUCGUUAAACCCGACCCACCUGUGGGAUUAAACUGGACGCUGAUGAACGUGAGCUUGACCAGUGCGCAUUUUGACAUCAUGCUAAGUUGGAAGCCUCCGCGGUCUGCAGACGUGGAGACGGGAUGGUUGACGCUGCUUUACGAGGUCCAGUACCGCGAUGUGGAUUCUGACGAGUGGAAAGUGAUGAAUCUUGUGAAAAGUCCACAUCGCUCCGUGUUCGGCCUUCAAACAAACGUCCACCACGAAGUCCGGGUUCGCUGCAAAAUGCUCGGGGGGAAGUUAUUCGGCGAAUUCAGCGACUCUGUGUUCGUGCACAUCUCAUCUAAAGUUUCCAGGUUUCCAGUGGUGGCCCUGCUGAUGUUUGGGGUCUUCUGUCUGGUGGCCGUCCUCAUGUUCGUCGUCAUAUUACAGCAAGAAAAGUUGAUGUUUAUUCUUUUGCCUCCUGUUCCUGGACCUAAAAUCCGAGGAAUCGACCCGGAUCUUUUAAAGAAAGGAAAGCUUCGAGAGCUGACGUCCAUCCUUGGUGGUCCUCCCGACCUGAGACCAGAGCUCUACAACAGCGACCCCUGGGUGGAGUUCAUCGAUCUGGACAUUGAGGAUCAAAAUGAAAAACUGACCGAUCUGGACACAAACUGCCUGAUGGACCACUCCCUGUCCACCAACUACUCCCCACUCUCAGGUGGCUUCAGAGAUGAUGACUCGGGUCGCUCCAGCUGCUGUGAACCAGAUCUGCUCAGCGAGUCAAACUCCUCACCCAUCCACCCUUUCACCCAAAACCAGACCCUGCUUAAGGAAGCACCAUAUCAGAAAGCCUCCGAUCUGGGUUUCGGGGUCCAAAGCUCCACCAGGGUGGACCCUUCUUUGGUAUCACCAUGCAGAGAGGCGGUGUACACCAUGGUCAGUGAGGUCAGGUCAUCUGGGAAUGUUCUGCUGUCGCCUGAGGAGCAGACUGAGGUGGAGGAAAAUACUCACAAAGAGAUCGUGAUGGAGAAAGAAGAGGAACCGAAACAAGUUCAGCUUCUUUUGAUGAGUUCAGAUCACAGAGAACUCUCCAAAAGGACCCUUCAAGAUCCCUUCCAAUCUGGAGUUAACCCAAAUCCCACACACUAUCCUUCUCCUAACCAGGAUUCCAGUACCAUCCCCCAGUCUCCCCUAACCCCAGCACCAGUCUACACGGUGGUGGAGGGGGUCGAUGGACAGAACAGCCUUUUACUUACACCAAACUCAUCGCCAACCCCCCACCUAAUAAUCCCAAAGGCUGGUCCAACGCCGGACGGCUACCUGACACCCGAUCAGCUGGGAAGCAUCACGCCAUAAAUCAGAAGAGAACACAAAGACCAUUUCAGACCGAAAGGAGAACAAAUCCUGGACUGUUGAGUUGAAUUUCAGCUCACCAUACUCAGUGUGGGGGUGGGGGGUAACUCUACCUCAUACAUGGCAUCUCCUUAUGGGACUUUUAGGGCAAAGAUGGUUAUGUCACUGGAAAAUCCAGAGAAGGCUGGCGCUGAGAACAAACCCAGGAUUUAAGUCCACCUUCAGUCAGAUUGUUGGUGUAGAUUUUCACGUAUCUGGGUCAUGGAAUGCUUAUGGAGAUCUGAAUGACAAGGAAGACCAAUCUUAAUGUGACCACACGGUGGUUAGACAUAUAUAUGACCACAUGGAGCAAGAAUGGUCUCUUAACUUCCUGACAGACAGACUUAUCGUGAUGUUUCGGCCACCAAGAGGGAAAGUUGUUUCCUGCUUGUAGACCAGCAAGAGUUCAUGUAGCCGGAUUCCUGUUGAAUCAGGUUCUCAUUUGUUCUCAUUUGGUUUCUAAAAAUUGGAUCAGUUAAAAUUUCUUGUUUCAUUGUAAGAUUUUUUUUAAAGAGCAAGUCACCCCCAUAUCAACUUUUUUGCUGAUAAACUACAUAAGUGCGUGUCUAAUCGUGCUGCAGACACGUGUCGUCAAUAGUUUUGCACUUUAUUGCAUUUUAGUUAAAAUUUAAAUUUCCUGCCUAAAACUGUCAGUGUUGUGCCGUUGUCAGGUAAAAUCUCUGCACUGCAUUUGAAUUUAAAUCUGCCAUCGCUAUUGGCUAAGAGGUACCUUAGAACGUUAGCUGGUACCAUAUGAUGUCACAAUGUCGUUGUGAGCCUGUGUGUAUUUGUUAGUGGCUCCGCCCUCUCGGUCUGCUAGGCAACAGCAUUUGUUGCAUUUUUCAAACAGGAAGUGGGAGUGGAGUAAUACUCUGGUAGGGGGUGACUUGCUCUUUAAAGGUGUGCAUGGGGUG
This is a messenger RNA of Nothobranchius furzeri (turquoise killifish), 2566 nucleotides long. NCBI's taxonomy places the organism in Eukaryota, Metazoa, Chordata, Actinopteri, Cyprinodontiformes, Nothobranchiidae. The record is from RefSeq and is a predicted model, not a curated record.